AUGGCCACCAAUGGAGAUGAGCAACAGAGCCGGCACCAGGAGGUUGGCCAUAAAAGCCUUCUGCAAAGCGAUGCUCUCUAUCAGUAUAUACUCGAGACUAGCGUGUACCCCAGAGAGCCUGAGCCCAUGAAGGAGCUCAGGGAGAUAACUGCAAAACAUCCAUGGAACAUCAUGACAACAUCCGCCGAUGAAGGACAAUUCCUGAACAUGCUUCUCAAGCUCAUCAAUGCCAAGAACACCAUGGAGAUUGGCGUCUACACCGGCUACUCUCUCUUGGCCACCGCUCUUGCUCUUCCUGACGACGGAAAGAUUUUGGCCAUGGACAUCAACAGGGAAAACUACGAGUUGGGUCUGCCUGUAAUUGAAAAAGCUGGAGUUGCACACAAGAUUGAUUUCCGAGAAGGCCCUGCCUUGCCCGUUCUUGACCAAAUGAUCGAAGAUGGGAAGUACCAUGGAACGUUUGAUUUCAUAUUCGUGGACGCUGAUAAGGACAACUACAUGAACUACCACAAGAGGUUGAUUGAGCUGGUGAAGGUUGGGGGAGUGAUAGGGUACGACAACACCCUAUGGAACGGAUCAGUGGUGGCACCACCUGAUGCUCCUCUUAGAAAGUACGUUAGGUAUUACAGGGACUUUGUUCUGGAGCUCAACAAGGCCCUCGCUGCUGACCCUAGGAUUGAAAUCUGUAUGCUUCCUGUUGGUGAUGGAAUCACUAUUUGCCGUCGGAUCAAGUGAUUGCCUAUACUAAUUUGUCGAGGUUUACAGCAGGUGAUUCAUACCUCAAAGAUGAAGUGAUAUGUAAUUUUUUUCCCCCUCUUUUUAUAUUUUCCUCUGAAAAUAAUUGUGUAUUUUCUUAUGAAUGAAUGAUAUAUCAUCGAGCUAUCUUGUAUCCAA
Pistacia vera is the source of this 894-nucleotide messenger RNA. RefSeq names its product caffeoyl-CoA O-methyltransferase. The coding region runs from base 1 to 735 and encodes 244 amino acids. NCBI's taxonomy places the organism in Eukaryota, Viridiplantae, Streptophyta, Magnoliopsida, Sapindales, Anacardiaceae. Gene Ontology annotation, molecular function: O-methyltransferase activity; S-adenosylmethionine-dependent methyltransferase activity. The transcript has 4 exons. The record is from RefSeq and is a predicted model, not a curated record.